AUGGCUGGAUUUAAAAAUAACGUUCCUGUUCGAUUCCCGGACCUCCCUCCAAAAUCACCAUCGGGCGCUGAUCUUAUCCAAGUAGAACGCGCUAAGGCCACGUUUGAUGUAAAGGCCUUGUCGAAAUUUCUCAAUGGCGAGGAGUGGCUUUCAAAGCUCGAGAAAAUCGUUCCAAUACUCGAAUCCGAACCUGUUUUUGACAAGACACAACGAUAUUUCCAAGGCAGAGACGCGAAGAUCAGAAAUGCUUGGGAAAAAGACAAGCGGCAUCUGGAACUUGCAAGAGAGCACAAUUGGGAUAAAACCGAUGAGAGCAUUGCUCACAUGCUGUAUGAUCAGCCGUCUCCGUACCGUCUCCAUUACAUCAUGUUUAUCCCCACUCUGGAGGGACAGUGCAACGAAGAGCAACGCAAGCUGUUCUUGGAACCUUCCAAGAGAGACGAAAUCAUCGGUUGCUAUGCUCAAACAGAGCUGGGACAUGGAUCUAACGUGCAGGGCCUCGAGACUACGGCAACCUACAUUCCCGAAACAAACGAAUUUGAGCUUCAUUCGCCGCACCUUAGUUCGGCAAAGUGGUGGAUCGGUGCGCUUGGAAAAACUGCCAACUAUGCAGUUAUCAUGGCCCGUCUAAUUAUCCAUGGCAAGGAUUAUGGCUCACAUACAUUCUGUGCUCAAAUCCGUAGCCUUGAAGACCAUCGACCAUUGCCAGGGUUGACGAUCGGUGACAUUGGACCCAAAUUUGGUUAUAACGGAGUAGACAAUGGAUUUAUGAUGUUUGACCACUUCCGCAUACCUCAUAUUUCCAUGCUGGCAAAGUAUGCUCAAGUGAAGCCCGGGUCUGGAGAAUAUGUAAAGCCAAUAAACAGCAAGUUGAGCUACGGUGGUAUGGUCCAUGUCCGCGCAAACAUUGUCAAUGAAACUGGCCGGGCAUUGGCGCGUGCUUCCACAGUCGCAGUUCGAUAUGCAGCCGUACGCCGUCAGUUCGUUGAUGCUGCAAGCCCCCGCAAGUGGGGUAAUGAAACGAUCGAGACAUCUGUCAUAGACUACACCAUGGUGCAGUAUCGUUUAUUGCCAAUCAUUGCACAAGCAUACGCUCUGCUCUUCACCGGACAAGAAAUGAUGAGACUCUACCACUUAAAUAUGGAGGCUAUGAAGCAAGGCAACUUUGAUAUUUUGGCCGAUCUUCAUGCCAGUUCGUCCGGUCUCAAGAGUCUGACUUCGUUUAUGGCCGUGGAUGGUAUUGAGGAAUGUCGUCGCUCGUGUGGCGGCCAUGGUUAUAGCAUGUUUUCUGGCUUGGGUCACUUUUAUCAAGAUUAUUUGCCAAACAUGACAGUCGAAGGAGACAACAAUAUGAUUUACCAGCAAACUUCCCGCUACCUGCUAAAGACCUACCGUAACGUGAUUGCUGGAACUGCCAAGCCAUCGGAGCAUAAUCUCACGUUUAUUUAUUUGUCGCAAUACUUGCAAAACCCCAAGGCCAAGUGCCCAGCCAAUUCCGCCAACGACUUUCUGAACCCUGAAGUAAUCCUUACUGCCUUUGGCUUCCGUGCCGCCUAUGGUAUCGCCAAGGUUGCUGAACAAAUUGACCAUCAAGGACGGUCGUGGAACGAUGCCCUCGUCGAUCUCCAUCGUAUUUCCCGCGCUCAUUGUCAAUACAACAUUGUGCGCAACUUCUUCAUCACCCUGCAGCGUGCCAACGAGGGCAACAACCAGCAAAACAUCAGCAUGGCUGAGCGUAAAGUGUUGCAGUCACUCGCCUAUUUGUUUGCACUCCAUACGAUGGAAAAGGACCUCUCCGACUUUGUCAUGUCGAGCUACUUCUCGCCCGAGCAGAUGGACAUGAUCAAGCAACAGGUGCAAAGUUUGCUAAAGGUGGUUCGCCCCGAUGCUGUGGCACUUGUCGAUGCUUUUGCACUCCCCGAUUACAUGCUUCAUUCCGCAUUGGGUCGAUAUGACGGCAACGUGUAUCCAGCACUCACAAAGAUGGCAGAGCAAGAGCCAUUGAACCAAACCAUCGUUGUCGACGCUUAUGAAACGUGCAUCAAGCCCAUGCGAGAAAAUGCUUUGAAGAACAAAAAGGAUAUUACCGCCGCUAAAUUGUAA
Molecule: messenger RNA, 2103 nt
Organism: Zychaea mexicana
Lineage: Eukaryota; Fungi; Mucoromycota; Mucoromycetes; Mucorales; Lichtheimiaceae
Product: acyl-CoA dehydrogenase/oxidase C-terminal
Exons: 8
Coding region: 1-2103 (700 amino acids)
Biological process (GO): lipid homeostasis; fatty acid beta-oxidation using acyl-CoA oxidase
Cellular component (GO): peroxisome
Molecular function (GO): FAD binding; fatty acid binding; acyl-CoA oxidase activity
Source: RefSeq, a predicted model, not a curated record